This is a messenger RNA of Wyeomyia smithii (pitcher-plant mosquito), 1776 nucleotides long. RefSeq lists its product as uncharacterized. The record is from RefSeq and is a predicted model, not a curated record. The coding region runs from base 1 to 1776 and encodes 591 amino acids. Lineage: Eukaryota; Metazoa; Arthropoda; Insecta; Diptera; Culicidae. The transcript is spliced from 3 exons.
AUGUACCGGCAAGUACUUCACGCGCCUCAAGACCGACGUUUUCUUCGUAUUUUCUGGAGAGCCCAUCCAUCACAACCACUGCGAGUUCUAGAACUUUGUACGGUGACCUACGGAACAGCGUCCGCUCCUUACCUCGCGACAAGGUGCUUGGUACAGCUCGUCGAAGAAGAAGGCGAAUCUUUACCUAUCGCCGCUCGCAUCGUGAAGGAAGAAACUUAUAUGGACGAUGUGCUUUCCGGUGCAGGCUCGAUAGAAGAGGCCAUCGAGGCUCAACGACAACUACAACAGCUUCUAGGAAGCGGCGGAUUCCCGAUACGCAAGUGGUGUUCGAAUUCUCCUGAAUUUCUCGAGCACAUUCCUAUAGAAGAUCAAGAAAAGAGGGUGUCGUUGGCUGAACGUGGAGUAAACGAGGCUAUCAAGGUUCUCGGACUGCUAUGGGAUUCAUCUGCCGAUACCUUGUACAUCGCAAAUGAAACGAAGCAGUCGCCGCAUCCUCAACACCGAUUGAUCUCUCCAGUAAUUGUUUUGGCAAAACUCCUGGUUCAACGACUGUGGCAACUUAAGAUCGGAUGGGACGAUCCGGUCGAUGAAGACACAGCGCGACAGUGGAAUGAACUGCAAGUCUCGAUGUCUUUGCAAGCACACAUCGCCAUUCCAAGAUGCGUCACCUUUGAAGGAGCCAUUGCUCACGAGCUGCAUGAUUUUUCCUACGCCUCCACCGUGGCAUAUGGGGCUUGUAUCUACCUGCGUAGCCUAUUUGCCGACGGUUCAGCCAAGCUGCGUUUACUUACCAGUAAGUCAAAGGUAGCUCCUUUGGAGGAACUUUCAAUCCCUCGCAAAGAGUUAUGCGCCGCGCAGCUAUUGACGCGGUUGUUAGUAAAAGUAAUACCUGCCUUGGAUAUGGAACUCCGAGAGUUGUAUGUCCGGAAUCGAAUCGCCAUAAUCCAACAACACACUAGUGGAUACCGCUGGGAGUACGUUCGAACGCAGCAGAACCCAGCCGACACCGUUUCUCGUGGUCAACUACCAGAGGGUUUAAAAGACAACAACCUUUGGUGGAACGGCCCCGAGUUUCUCCAGCGAGUGGAAUACGAUACCGAUAUACCCGAAGAAAUUCCCGAACUUCCCGAAUUGAAAGAACCAGUCGUCAUUGCAGCUGUGAAUGUUGUACCAUUUCCCUUUUUCUCCAGAUACAGUAGCUUCCGUAAGAUCCAACGUGUUAUGAGCUACGUCCUGCGAUUCAUUGCCAACUGUCGAAUCAAGGUCCCGACCUCACGAGAGAAAAAUCUUCAUCAAACCAUCUCUGAACUGCGCUCGGCUACCGAAGCUAUCAUACGCGUGGUUCAACAAGUUCACCUGGCUGACGAAAUUCAUCGAGUCAUCAACAAUGAACCCUGCAAGAAGUUGGCAAAUUUGCGUCCUGUUUUCACCAACGGCUUACUUCGUGUGGGUGGUCGAUUGGACCGCUCCCAUCUACCGUUUGAAAGCCGCCAUCCCAUCAUCUUACCGGACAAGGACCCGGUAGUACGCCUUCUAAUCUGGCAAAUGCACAUCGAACAGCUUCACGUCGGGCAGUCAGGAUUGAUGAACGCCAUGAGACAACGCUACUGGCUUUUGAACGCUCGAUCAACAAUUCGGCAGAUUACACGCAAGUGUAUCGGAUGCUUCCGGAUUAACCCAACCAACACAACUCAACUGAUGGGGAACCGGUAUCAAGAGUGGUACCGUCGCCACCAUUCGCAAUCACCGGUGUGGACUAUGCUGGCCCGUUUUUAA